AUGCGUUUCGCUCAGCUAUUGCCCGCCCUGGUGCUCAUUGCCAGGGGCGCCGCGCAGGACGAUGCCGGAGACCAAGUCAAGGUCGAGGUCGAAGCGAAGCGAUUCAUUGUCGAAUUCGCCAGCGGUGUCCGCUCAAAGACCAAGCGUGACGAGCUCCUAUCCGAAAAGGGGAUCAGGGUGCUCAAGACCUUCGAGUCCGCCGUCUUCUCGGGCGCAAGCCUCGAGACAGACAACCACAACCUCGACACGCUCCGCGUCCUCCCCGACGUCGUGGGCGUCUGGCCGAACAGCAAGGCCAGGCUGAUUGCCCCCGUCAAACGCCAAGUCAGCGUCGACCCCGGCACCGCUGACGCGCACGCCGUGCACUGGGCUACGGGCGUCGACGAGCUCCAUAAGGAAGGCAUCCUCGGCCAGGGCGUCAAGGUCGGGAUCGUGGACACGGGCGUAUGGUAUAAGCACGCCGCGCUCGGAGGAGGGUUCGGCCCGGGGUUCAAGGUCGUCGGCGGCUGGGACCACGUCGGCGACGGGUGGAAGGUUGGCGCGGCGAAGAAGCCUGACGCGGAUCCUGCUGAUGAGCAGGGCCACGGCACUCACGUUGCGGGCAUCUUGGCUGGGGAGUCCGAGUCGGGGUGGACGGGCGUGGCGCCCAAGGCGAGUCUGUAUGCGUACAAGGUCUUUGGGUCGGGCGAUGGGACCGACCAGGCGACCAUUAUCGACGCGUUCCUCCGGGCGUACGACGACGGGAUGGACGUCAUUACGGCCAGCAUCGGCGGCCGAGGCGGGUUCGCGAACAACGCCUGGGCGGUGGUGGCGAGCCGGAUCGCCGCGCAGGGCGUCGUUGUCACCAUCGGCGCCGGGAACUCGGGCAACGGCGGGCCCUACUAUGCCAGCACUGGCAGCUCGGGCGAGAACGUCCUCAGCGUGGCGAGUGCGGAGGUCAGGAGGAACUCCACGGGGGACACGGUCCAGCCGUCGUAUUUCACGAGCUGGGGCGGACUGUACGAUCUCUCGGUCAAGCCCGACACUGCGGCGCCCGGCACGGACGUGUUCAGCACCUGGCCGGGAGGCGACGACAACCAGUUUGUCUUGCUGAGCGGCACGAGCAUGGCGACGCCGUACGUGGCGGGCGUGGCGGCGUUGUACAUCUCCCAGCAUGGCGGAAGGGGUGUGCACGGCAAGGACUUUGCAAAGGAUCUCGCCAUGCGCAUCAUCUCGUCCGGGGCGUCGCUGCCGUGGCUGUUGUACGGUGGCGGUGCGGACUCGGCGUUCAGGGCGCCGUCGCAGCAGGUUGGCGGAGGACUCGUCGACGCGAAGAAGGUCGUCAAGUACGCCACUAGCUUGGAGCUCCGGCGGUUCGGGUUGAACGACACGCUGCACUUCCGAGCUGACCAGGGGGUUGCGGUGAGGAACACCGGCAAAGAGAGAGUGAAGUACCGAUUCGAGGUGGAGAGCUGGGCCGGGGUCGAGCUGCUCAACCCGUACGACGAACGGGAUCCGGCGGAGACGCCGAGGAUUCGAUAUCGCCCCGAGAUAGUCCCAGCAAACAUCUCCGUCGACAUUGGUCUACCGGGCGAGUUUGAGUUGGGACCCGGGGAGGAGAGGAAGGCAAAGUGA
This is a messenger RNA of Colletotrichum spaethianum, 1614 nucleotides long. Its product is annotated as subtilisin NAT. The transcript is spliced from 2 exons. Gene Ontology annotation, cellular component: cytosol. Gene Ontology annotation, biological process: proteolysis. Bases 1 to 1614 code for a protein of 537 amino acids. NCBI's taxonomy places the organism in Eukaryota, Fungi, Ascomycota, Sordariomycetes, Glomerellales, Glomerellaceae. The record is from RefSeq and is a predicted model, not a curated record. Gene Ontology annotation, molecular function: tripeptidyl-peptidase activity; serine-type endopeptidase activity.